Messenger RNA from Xyrichtys novacula (pearly razorfish), 327 nucleotides. The record is from the annotation of a GenBank genome assembly. NCBI's taxonomy places the organism in Eukaryota, Metazoa, Chordata, Actinopteri, Labriformes, Labridae.
AUGAGAGGAGAAAAUAAGAGACGCCACAGUGAUGGUGUAAAAAUGAAAUUCAGUUUCUGCAUCAGCAUGCACCACAGCAUCAUCAUCCUCCAGAGAGGCAGCGAGGAUCCUUUCAUCCCAACUCUUCUCUUUUUUUCCUUUUUUUCAACCCCCUUUUUUUUGCGACUGCAUCAUGGAUCUGCGAGACACUCCGAGUGCACACAGUCCUCAUUGUUACCAAAGACACACUUGCUUUCAAACACGCACAGCCCACGCCUACAAGUUCACAGAUAUUCAGCUAGACUUCAACAAACGGCAAGGCUAAAACAUGACAAGGAGGGGCCUUGA